AUGGUCGCAUCUGGACCAGCGGGCCUGCCCUUCCUCAUCAUUGAGACAAGCACCAUCAAGCCUUACCACCGAGGGUUUUACUGCAAUGACGAGAGCAUCAAGUAUCCUCUGAAAACCGGCGAGACCAUCAAUGAUGCUGUGCUCUGCGCCGUGGGGAUUGUCAUCGCCAUCCUCGCGAUCAUCACUGGGGAGUUCUACCGUAUCUACUACCUGAAGGAGAAGUCCCGGCCAGCGAUUCAGAAUCCCUAUGUGGCAGCCCUCUACAAGCAGGUGGGCUGCUUCCUCUUCGGCUGUGCCAUCAGCCAGUCCUUCACCGACAUUGCCAAAGUCUCCAUUGGGCGCCUGCGUCCUCACUUCUUGAACGUCUGCAACCCCGAUUUCAGCCAGAUCAACUGCUCCGAGGGCUACAUCCAAAACUACAAAUGCAGAGGGGACGACAGCAAAGUCCAAGAGGCCAGGAAGUCCUUCUUCUCUGGCCACGCCUCCUUCUCCAUGUACACUAUGCUGUAUUUGGUGCUCUACCUUCAGGCCCGCUUCACUUGGCGAGGGGCCCGCCUGCUCCGGCCCCUCCUGCAGUUCACCCUGAUCAUGAUGGCCUUUUACACAGGACUGUCGCGUGUGUCCGACCACAAGCACCAUCCCAGCGAUGUGCUUGCAGGAUUUGCUCAAGGAGCCCUGGUGGCCUGCUGCAUAGUUUUCUUUGUGUCCGACCUCUUCAAGACCAAGACGACACUCUCCCUGCCUCCCCCUGCUCUCCGGAAGGAAAUCCUUUCGCCUGUGGACAUUAUUGACAGGAACAAUCACCACAACAUGGUGUAG
This is a messenger RNA of Puma concolor (puma), 819 nucleotides long. The record is from RefSeq and is a predicted model, not a curated record. NCBI's taxonomy places the organism in Eukaryota, Metazoa, Chordata, Mammalia, Carnivora, Felidae.